Molecule: messenger RNA, 690 nt
Organism: Paramuricea clavata
Lineage: Eukaryota; Metazoa; Cnidaria; Anthozoa; Malacalcyonacea; Plexauridae
Source: the annotation of a GenBank genome assembly
AUGGCAAAUAAAGUUAUGUCCUGGUCUUCCGAGAAUAUAGUUCAAUUGAACCCGGACAAAUGUAAAGAAUUGAGAACCUCUUUCUCUAAUCAACCCCGUGCCUUCUAUCCUGUAGUGGUCGAUGGAAAGGAGUUAUAUGUAUUUGAUACCGUCGAACGUUUGGGAGUUACUCUUACAAACCAACUAACAUGGAAUCCCCAUAUUGAAAAGGUCAUAAAGAAAGCUAGCAAAAGACUAUAUUUUCUAGUCCAACUAAAACGAGCAAAGCUACCUAUUGAAGCCUUAGUGCUGUUUUAUAUGACUUGUAUCAGAUAUGUAAUUGAUUAUGCAAUACCUGCGUUCUAUUGUUCUCUCCCACAGUACCUAAAAUCCGAACUAGUGCGAUUGGAAAAAAGAGCACUGUCCAUCAUCACCCCAGGACAGGAUUACCAAACAGCUACGAAAAUUUUGAAUGUAAAACCGUUGCAAGAUUACCACGAACACCUGUGUGAAAAACUCUUUAAAGCAGCUAUCUCGGAUCCAACUCAUAAGAUUGGAAAACUGUUACCAACAAGAAAUGAAGCGAACUAUGAUUUAAGAAAUAAACGAACGUUUAACGUUCUUCGGGCUCGUACUAAUAGAUUGAAGAAUACUUUUAUUUUAGCAAAGUGCAACUCACUUCAAAACUAUAAUUUUCCAAAUACUAGCUGA